Molecule: messenger RNA, 1309 nt
Organism: Nothoprocta perdicaria
Lineage: Eukaryota; Metazoa; Chordata; Aves; Tinamiformes; Tinamidae
Gene: FAAP20
Product: FA core complex associated protein 20
Exons: 4
Coding region: 1-936 (311 amino acids)
Molecular function (GO): ubiquitin binding
Source: RefSeq, a predicted model, not a curated record
AUGUCGCAGGAAGGAGCCGCCAAGCUGCGCCUCAAACCCAGGAAGGCGCCGACAGAGCCCAGGCCGGGCCAGGAGCCUCGCGGGCGGCGCCAGACAGUGACUGACAACUGUUGCUGGUUUGAAAAAGAAGWCUUAAGUGAAUGUGAAAAAACAUGGAUAUUACUAGUAGAAGCUGUCAAUCCAGAUUUAAAAUGCACCACUUGGCAAACAGUGUGCAACUUUCCAGAGUUCUUGCAAAAGAGUUCAGAAGAAGAAAACCUGCAACAAUCAGAAGUCUUUAAAAUUGGAAUGAAAGAUUUCCAAUGGAUAUCAUUUCCAACUUUUCACAAAAAAAAACAUCCAAACCCAGAAGAUCUUAGCUCCUCUCAGAUAACAGAAAGCCAAACCAACCAUUUACUUGAAGUCUACAGCCAAGCAGAUGAACCAGAAAGCUUAUCUUCCACAGCAGAGAAAGCAUGCUAUGUAACUUUUAAAGACCACACCAAAAAUACGGUUGGGGAGAGCUCAAAAGUUAUUUCAAAACUGGAUGCAAAUCCUCAGUCAUGUAAACUCAGCCAACAUAAGUAUUCUAUGUACCAUGUGGCCUCAGCACAAAGCUCUGCAAAGCUUCUUGGCUUUCCCCAGCCCUGCAGAAGGACUACACAGAACAGCAGAGAGAAAGAAAACGGCAGCAGCAUGUCCCAAGCACGAACACAUGAAGGCAGCAUUUCAUUUGGUGAGGCCACAUCUAUACCUGCAGAAAGGAACUCCCUUCUUGUCAGCAUGCCUGGAACUAAAAGCUGUAAUAGAAAGACCAAAGAUCACAGCGAAGGAGCUUUAGCUCUUGACAGCUGUCCAAUAUGUCUGAUGCAGUUUAAUGGAAUGCUGUCACAAUUGGAUAUUGAUGGUCAUCUUGCUAGAUGCUUGUCUGAAAGCGCAGACGAUGUAGUGUGGUAAAACCAAAGGAAUGAAGAGCGAAGACACAUGCCCCAGGAUGAGCCUUUCUCAAAGGAAAAACUGUGCCAAGGAAAUACAUCCAUGUCUUAAACUUUCCUAAGGAUUGCAAACCAAACCAAUGCUUCCAAAAAGGAAAAUGAAAAUAAUCAUAACAGUAACAGUUAAGCAUAGUAACAGUUAAACAUACAUUUGAGAAAAGCACUUUUUCCCCAUCACGGUCAAUAAUUAUUUAUAGUGAUAGUUUAGUAAUAACAAAUAGAAGGGAAGGAGGGAAAAAAAAAGUAGGUUGUUCAUUUGCCUCAAGUAUUCACUUCCCAGGCUACUAAACAAGUUGGCUUAUUCAUGUAAUACAUCAAGUCUCAGGUCACAGCCU